Molecule: messenger RNA, 1303 nt
Organism: Aethina tumida (small hive beetle)
Lineage: Eukaryota; Metazoa; Arthropoda; Insecta; Coleoptera; Nitidulidae
Product: 15-hydroxyprostaglandin dehydrogenase [NAD(+)]-like
Exons: 5
Coding region: 205-1110 (301 amino acids)
Cellular component (GO): cytoplasm
Molecular function (GO): oxidoreductase activity, acting on the CH-OH group of donors, NAD or NADP as acceptor
Source: RefSeq, a predicted model, not a curated record
CAAAGUUACAAAAUAUCUUUAGAGCUUGUAAAUUCAAUUAUUUAUGUGGUAAAAAAAUUUUAUGCAUAAAAUACAUAUCUACUAAUUAACACUAACACAAUAAUUAUCUAUUUGAUUAUUGAAAAAGAAAAUAAUUUUUGAACACAUACAACUGUCUAUGUCAUAAUGACAUUUAUAAUUUUAUGAAGACUUUUUGAAACGAUUAUGAAUUUAGUACAAAAACAAAUAAUUCUAAAAUAUGGUUCUAGAUGCAUGAUGCAAUUGAUGCCCAAACUGAAGAUAAAUACAGAUGCACAUCCUUUAAAUAGUGACAAAAAUAAAAUAUGGAAUAUUAAAGAGAAAGUUGCUGUGGUAACUGGUGGGGCAGGAGAUAUUGGAGUUGCCAUUGCAAAUGAAUUAUUGAAACACGAUGUGAAAACCGUGGCUUUACUUGAUCUAAAUAAAAAUGAAGGCAUGAAAGUAUUAGAUGAAAUUCGGGCAACCCACGGGUAUGACAGGGUCAUAUUUUCACAUUGUGAUAUAAGUUCAAACCAAAAUUUAAAAGACUGUCUAAAAAUUGUAUCCAAAAACAUUGGUAACAUAGAUAUAAUUGUUAAUGCUGCAGGUAUUUGGAAUGAAUUGGAUUGGGAAAAUGCCAUUCAGUCUAAUUUGUGUGGUGUUAUUUCCACGGGAAUUUUUUCCACAAACUACAUGAACCGAAAUGGAGUAAUACUUAACAUUGCUGGGCUAAAAGGCUUACAACCGUUCUCGCAUUCUCCAAUACUAUCUGCCAGCUCUUCAGGAGUGAUUUCAGCAUCAAGAUGUUUCGGUCACAAGAACAACUUUACAAAAUUUAAAAUUCGAUUUUUAUGCCUCUGUUUAGGAAUAACGAAAACAAAAUUUUUAAUCGAAGCCGAACAAAAGCAACUCACCCCCGGAAUGGGUCAAGAACUUCAACAUUACUUAAAAUCUGCUCCGAUGCAAACCACUGACGUCCUAAAGGUUGCAGCUUUGCGAAUGAUAAAAUAUGCAGAAACUGGUUCUGUUUGGGUUUGUGAGGAUGCCAAGUUGUACUCGUUGGAUUUACCGAACUGGAAGUGUUUUGCCAAUAUGGAAGCAAGAUUUGUUUAGUAGACUUUUAUAUUUAAUUAUACAAUAGUAUUCGUAAGCAUGUAAGUUUUGUGUAUCAGAGUUAUUACUCUAUAAUGAUGGAAAUGUAUUUUUAUAAAUUUUAGUCCAAAGCUGAAGCACGAGGCUAUAUAAUACUUAUAUGUAUUCCUUUAAUUGAUUAUACCUGUGAACUAUUAAUAAAUUAUUAAGAUAA